Lodderomyces orthopsilosis Co 90-125 is the source of this 492-nucleotide messenger RNA. RefSeq lists its product as uncharacterized. The transcript has a single exon. The record is from RefSeq and is a predicted model, not a curated record. The coding region runs from base 1 to 492 and encodes 163 amino acids. Lineage: Eukaryota; Fungi; Ascomycota; Pichiomycetes; Serinales; Debaryomycetaceae.
AUGAUUGAUAUUCUUUUACAAGCAACUCAAGAAUGGUUAUCGUGUUGGUUUAUAGAAAUCAACAGUCAAGACCCAAAACAGUUACAAGAAGAAUUGACCAAAUUUUUAGACUCGAUAAAUGCUAAUCAAUUUACAAUCCUAAUUUUAAAACAAACCGAUUGGUAUUUAUACAACUGCAUACAAAUGAUGUUAUUGAAAACUGGGAAAAGUAUAAUUGUCAACUACUUGAUACAUUCUCCUCAACAUCAUUUACAAAUCUUGUCUAAAUUGGUUAAACAAGUUGAUUCAAUGGAUUUGAAAAUUGGAUUUGAUUUAUCCAAGGAACAACUCGCAUUUUUGAUGUUGAAUAUUCCUGGAUUUAUUAAUCAUUUGACACGUGGGGGAUCGGUUGAGGAUGAAGAUGCUGAUAUUGAGAUGGCUUUUCAAGAGUUUGUUCAAAAGUAUCCCUCAAUUAAGCUGAUUGUCUCUUCAAAUGAGUUUGCUAUAAAGUAG